AUGACAACUACUCAGGCUCCCGAAACCAUGAAGGCUAUCGUCAACCGUGGCUAUGGGAAGGGCGCGGUGGAAUCAUUCCCGUAUCCAAGCCCAGGGCCCGGCAGCGUCACCAUCCGCGUUUUGCACUCUUUGGUUCAUAACAAUGCCAUAAAACUCUAUCGCGGAUCAGGCCCCAUGCUUCGAAAGGAACCUGAAUGGCCCUGUAUCCCUGGAGGUUACGGUGUUGGGCGCAUCGCUUCCCUUGGGCCCGACACCACGGCCUUCGAGCCAGGGCAGCUGGUCAUGUUCGAACCCUUUGUACAUGCCCGCGACGACCCUGACGUGGCCAUUCUGUGGGGCUCCAACGGUGGUUUUGACGAGAAGACGACUAAGUUUUCCAAGGACAACUGGCAUAACGGCUGCUGGGCCGAGUACACGCGCUCGCCGCUUGAGAAUACGUGGGCGAUUGACGAGGACAAGAUCACCAAGUUGGGUCUUAGAACCCAGGACCUCGCUCACCUGGGCCCGCUUGCCGUCGUGUACGGAGGGCUCCGCAAGAUCAAUGUUCAAGCGGGCGAGACUGUGCUCAUUGCGCCCGCCACGGGGAUUUUCAGUGGCGGUGCCGUCCACGUCGCCCGCGCCAUGGGAGCCAAUGUGAUUGCUGCCAGCCGCAAUGCCGACGGGCUCAAGGAGCUCGAGAGGAAGUACGCGGGGAUCAAGACCGUCCAGAUCAAGGGCGGCGAGGAAGACGCGGCUGCCAUUGCCGCGCAUGGACCUAUCGACGCCUUUGUUGAUGUGUCCCCGACGGAGGCCACUGGGUCGUCUCACUUGGGAGUCGGAAUGACGGCUGUGAAGACCGGAGGCAGGAUCUGUCUGAUGGGAGGCCGUGGUGACCAGUCACUCCCACAUCCAUACCUAUUCAUGGUCGUCAAAGACAUUACAAUCCGCGGUUCAUGGAUGUAUGAGAGGCAUCAUGUCAAAUCAUUGAUCAAGAUGGUGGAAGCUGGUGUCCUUAGAUUGGAUAAGGAGGCCGGCAUGGAGGUAGUGGGUGACUUUCCUCUGGAGAAAUUCGAGGAGGCAAUGGAGGAAGCCACAAAAUCUUCGUCUGGGAGGAUCAUGGUCUUGUCUUCUUAA
Messenger RNA from Clonostachys rhizophaga, 1113 nucleotides. NCBI's taxonomy places the organism in Eukaryota, Fungi, Ascomycota, Sordariomycetes, Hypocreales, Bionectriaceae. The record is from the annotation of a GenBank genome assembly.